AAACAGGAAAUUGUGAACAGACGAUAGCAAUCCAAAGAAAGGUUGAAUAUCUGUGCAACCACUUGUCAUCUGUAAUCCAUCUGUACUCCGCAAUGGCCACUGCACAAUCGUUUGUUGAAGAAUCUGCCAAAUUGUUGAUGUGCCCGAUAUGUCUACAGACAGUGUCACAUCCAGUCGUUAAAAUGUUUGCACACUUUCUGCGAACAUUGCUUAGAGGAUUGGAUUCAGAAAAAGAAAAACGAUGUCACCAAAACAUUCACAUGCCCUGUCUGUACAUGUGAUUUGGACAUACCGACUGAAGGGGCUACUUCAUACAGAACCAAUUUCCUUAUGAAGUCAAUGGCCGAAGCAUUAGACAGAACUAAAACUGCACUGGGGAAGGUUGACUUCGAUUGCGCGGUUUGCAUGCUUGAUGAAAAUCACGUUGUUGCUGUAACAAGGUGUAAAGAAUGUGCUGAAUAUCUGUGCAGCUCAUGUACUAAAGUUCAUAAAAGAUUAAAGGCAACAAGGUUACACACAAUUGUUGAAAUGGCAGGGAAUCAAGAUGAAGAUGUCAUCCAAUGCUUUAAACAUCCAGAGCAACCACUUCAACUUUAUUGUGAAACAGAUAAGACAUUGAUCUGCAUUGAUUGUUGUACAGAAGACCAUUCAGCCCAUCCCUGUUUGAAAGUACAAGAGGUCGCAAAAGCUGAGUGGAAACGUCUAUCUGAACUUCUGGAUCAAGUAAAUACCAAAACAAACAUGCUUGAUCAACAAAUACAAAAAGCACCAGGUCUAAGGAACUCUCAAAUAGAAAACCUCACCACUGUUCUUGAUGCUAUAAACGAUCACCGACAUAGUGUGACAGAUAAAGUCAAUGCACAUUUUGACAAGCUUGAAGCUGAUGCAAAAUCCAAACAUGAUAAAACUCUGAAACAAAUCAUGAAGCAACAGGGUGUUCUAGAACUAGAGAGGGAUAAAACUCAAAACACGGCACUGAUGAUGUCAUCGAUCAAGGAAACAAGCCAUCCUGUUGUCAUCAUUAACUCCCUUCCUGAUAUUCAAAAAAGGGCAGAUGAUUUGGAAACAACAAAGCUUUGUUUUGAUGGCAACAAAAUCAAAACUUUAAAAUUCCAGCUUGGUAAUAUUGAUACUGCCGCAUUAGGUCAUAUUUCAAGUGUCAAUAAUCCAUUGUUAAAGUCAAGUCCAACAAAUUGUGAAGCCUCCAAAGAUAAAUCUUCCCCAGUUUCCUCGAUUGGCUCCACGACUCACAAGACCCAACAGUAUGCCCAGUAACUUACAAUCUGGUUAUGGCAAAAUGUAGACAAUGGCUUGCUCGGAAUCAUAAAUUAUUGUUCAAUAGUCUUGGAAAGAGACAUUGCAACACUAAGAUAGUAAAGCAUGUGCUUUGUAACGCAUCUACAAACUGGGAAGAUGAGAAGGGACAAGUCUCGGUUUGAAGAUCAGUCUUAUUGGCGAAUAAUUUUUUAAUGAAAAAUAUAGAAAUAACACCCAAAUUAUGAAUAUUCAAAAGAGGACAUUAAAUCUAC
Owenia fusiformis is the source of this 1529-nucleotide messenger RNA. The record is from the annotation of a GenBank genome assembly. NCBI's taxonomy places the organism in Eukaryota, Metazoa, Annelida, Polychaeta, Sabellida, Oweniidae.